UUUAGUUCAAAUCUAUUUUUAAAUUUUUCGGAGCUCAAAAUCUACCGUGUUCCUAUUAUCAAGGCUUUCUCACUGUUAAUUCAGAGCAUAAACCUUAAAAUUUGCAAGUAUGAGUAAAACAAUGAAAGCUUUGCAAUUUAACCGUCCGACAAAAACGCUUAAGCUUAAAGAGAUUCCCAUUCCGAAGGUAGAGAAGGGUGACGACGUUUUAGUUAAAGUUGUGUACUGCGGCAUCUGUGGUACGGAUCUGCACGCCAUCAAAGCGAACUACCCCACUGCCGAGCAUGACGUGACCUUGGGACACGAAAUUUGUGGAGUGGUGACAGAGAUUGGGGCCGACGUCAAGACUCUCAAAGUUGGCGACAAGGUCACAGUUGAUCCGUACAGAGGCUGCUACAAGUGCAGGUACUGUGCCAGCGGAAAUCCUCAAUACUGUCUUCACGAGGGCCCCAAGAACGCUCUGGGCUUUUUCCGCGACGGAGGAUGGGCGGAAUAUUGUCUGGCCCCAGCACAACAGGUUCACAAUAUCCCCGACUCCAUGGGUCUCGGCUUAGACCUGGCCUGUCUGGUGGAAACGCUCUCCACCAUUCAGCACGGUGUGGACAGAAUUGGGAUUGUGCCGCAUGACGCCAACGUUCUCAUCAUUGGAGCAGGCAUCAUUGGCAUUCUGUACGCGUGCAUCUUCCAUUUGCAUGGACACAAGAAUGUUAUCAUUUCGGAGCCGUCCAAUGAACGUCGUGCCCGUAUUGACGUUCUUGAGCUGGGCUACAAGGCGAUGGCGCCCGACCAGACGAGGGAAAUGAUGGCGAAGGCGGCCGAGGACCUCGAUGCGUUCGGACUGGAUUACGUCGUUGACUGCUCUGGUUACGCCCCGGCCGUGGAGGAGGCAUUCCAGUGGCUGCGGAAGGGUGGACAUCUCUGCAUCUUCGGAGUGGCGCCACCCACUGCUCGAAUCAGCAUCGCACCCAACCAGAUGUUCCACAAGGAGCUCAAGAUCCUCGGCACAUUGACCAACCCUUUCUGCUACCCGAAGGCCACAGCCCUCACUGCCGCGAUGGGAAUGCGCUAUCUCUCUUAUGAGAAGUUGGCCAUUCAAACAUUUGAUCUGAAGGAUUAUGAAAAGGCUCUGAGCUCUUUGGCAAGCGGAGUUAUUUCAAAGGCCGUCUUUAAAUUCUCGGAGUAAGUUUUAACCACUGUGUGCACUAAUUAACUUUAGAAGUUCUUACAAUGAGGAUUUCGUAAUCUUAGCUAAUUCCGAUACCUCCUGGCAACAUAAAUUAACCCGUUUUGGAAGAAAACGAACGCCAUCCCAAAUGUAGCCUGGCAAUAAAUCUAACCGAUGACAAAG
Pollicipes pollicipes is the source of this 1348-nucleotide messenger RNA. RefSeq names its product D-arabinitol dehydrogenase 1. The coding region runs from base 110 to 1183 and encodes 357 amino acids. The transcript has a single exon. Lineage: Eukaryota; Metazoa; Arthropoda; Thecostraca; Pollicipedomorpha; Pollicipedidae. Gene Ontology annotation, molecular function: zinc ion binding; oxidoreductase activity. The record is from RefSeq and is a predicted model, not a curated record.